CUUUUCAUUGAUCCAUUUUUAUUCCUUAUUUUGUUCCUCCCUUAAUAUAGGACUGACUCUAUCGCCAUAGUCCAUACCUGAACCUGAGAAUUCCACUUUAGUCCCCCAUCUGCGAAUCAUCUUGACUUCACUCUUUCAAGAGCACAAACAAGAAUUCCUUUCUUCGUCGUGUUUAGGAUCAGAAGAUUGACUUCACUUUGAUAUUACUUAAGUAGUUCGACAUUUUAUGCUUCAGAACCAUGUCAACCUUCAUCAAAACACGAAAAAUGGAUUCAAUAUUGGGCAAACGUGUUGGGAAGGCCGUUCUAGUGUCGGUCCUUUGGAAGCAGGCCAGCGACCCCGUACUUGCGGUACGCCCUGCAAAGCUAGACAUUGCUCGACAAAGUGUUCAGCCGCCUGCAAGAGGACGACGUGGAAACGGUGGAGACCAAGGUGGAAAAGGUGGGGGUAAAGGCCAGGGAAUGGCUGCUGGAAAGGCCGGCGGCAACGGGCAGGGUGCUGGCAAUGUUGGCCCGAAAGCACACCGGCAAGGCAGGGAGCCAGGACCCAGUGCACCGAAGCUGAAGGAACCCGCCGUUCAGAAGGCUUUGAGCUGGAAAAGGGGUGAGGCAGCUAAGGUAAAGAUUAAGUUGGAGUCAAUGUUGCGGGAUGUUGUUUCGGCAGAGCAGAAUCACUUGGCAGGGGACGAGAUGGAAUCAACACAACAAGCCGCUGAAGAUGCUGAAGAGCAGAAGCCUGCAUCAGAUGAAGAACUACGAAAUUUUGUGAAGAGAAAGUGUGAAGCACAUCCUUUAGACCCAAAGAUGCAAGAUGCUUUGAUAGAUGCAGAAGCAAAGAAGCAGACGCAAUUGCUAGCAACGCGCUAUGCUGACGAAUUGAUCACGAUGGGGCCGAAAGACCAGAGUGGCAUGUAUCCUGCGAUCUUGAAAUAUGUGGAGACGGAGGGACCCGAGGUGCUCCGCAAAUUGCGUUCGAUGCGGGACGAAGUCCUGACAGAGCAGGCACGUUUGCGAGAGCAGCCGCGGCCGCUACGUUUGGCGGAGUUCUUGGAUAAUCCGACUAGACCGGUAGUUGAGCCAAAGGAGCCCAACACCAAGAAGAAGCAAGGGGGACCAUGGGGAGAACCACCGCAACAGAUGGUCAUGGUUCCGAAGGAGCCGUCUAAGACUCAGCCGUUCCAGCUUGCACAACCAUUUGGAGGUAACUUUGCCGCCGCAUCCAGUACUGCUGCGGCUGCAUCCAGUCAUAGUAGUGGUUCUUCGCAUGGGUGGUCGUCGACCUCGCAAGCAACUCUUUCCGGAUCCGAAAUCUCUGAGGCUCAACAAAUACAGGCACUCGAACAGAUGUUUUCUCAGGACGCUUUUCGUGUGGUACCUACAAAAGGACUGACACCGAUCAGCAACUGGCAGUGGGAGCCUUCAUCUUCUGUGUCUACUCUAGCAACUGGCAGUGGAUCCAAGCCUGCAGGAGCUCAGAGGCAAACGGACCAGUUCCUUUCUGAUCAUGCCAUUCGUGCAAUUGAGGCUACGAUACAAUGGUAUGAGAAUUAUACUCCCAGUCAGCCAAUGUUCGGCAUGGAGUCAGCAGGUCCAAGUCUUCAUCCAAUAUUGUUCGAACGGAAAAUUUCCGGUAUGACCUGGAACCUCAUGGACACGGUCCGAUGGAGCCACAGAUGGGACAGCGCAGAUAAGGACACCUUCUCUUACGGCGCUGCGGACAUACUGACAGCACCUUUUCCAUUGGGAUUAGACGAAAAAGAACCGCCGAAGGCUUAUCAAGCACGGAAGAAAGCGCAAGUGGAAUAUUUGAUCAAAUACAUGCAAGAGAAAGAGCUAGACUUUGCCUUGCUACAAGAAGUUGACUUCGCUUUCGAGAAGGGGACGUAUUCCAAUUCCUAUUGUUUCAUCUUGUUUGGGUCUGUGUCUGUAAGUAGAUUUUUAUCUUUUUUUUUUGGACACUCUUAGGCAGUUUUAUGGUUUGACAAGUAAAAACUAAAACAAGUUUUGAAAUGAUUGUGGCUAUUUUAUUGAUAUUCUCCUUUACAUCCAUGUUGUUCUGUAUUAGUAAAAUUCCCAUGCAUUCAUUUUCAUCAGGUACGACUCCCGCAUGGAUUGGACGACGUUGCAGUUGUGGGAUAGAGCGUUGAGCAGUGCGGGUUAUUCGAUCAUUUCCGCGCAGCCACCCUGCAAGAAGCAUCUGGCUAUUGUAUACAACCGAAACACGCUCAAGCCUGUGGAUCUUGGGGCGACGCUGACCUGCGACGGAAAUACAGCAUGGAGCUUUUUCGAACUGCUUGGGAAUACAAUGCCUAGCGCGGUUGGUGGUCUAGUUGAGCUGCGGACGAUGCAUUUGGAUUUCAAUUACGGAAAUUGAACAAGAAGUUGACUCCGUCAUUCGUUCUAAUCAAUCUCGCGACUGGACAACUCUCUCUCUCUAUUAUCAGCAAGACUGUGAGUCGUCUUUUUAGCUGGUACAAACUGCCAAAAGUGUAUAUCUCGAAAGAUAUUACCGCAAAGUAGAUAAUCCAAGUUUCUACAACAUAUCAAUGGACAUGCUCUAAUGCACAUCAAAUCCGGCAAAGCUAAAGAAGGAUAUGACGAAGUCUCUUCUUGCUCGGGCACAAGAGGGCGUCAUCUUACGGAUUUUUGGAGGCGACACUAACCAUCCCGUGGAAUCGGAAAUGCCUGAACAUGCCGUAGGUCUGCGACAAGAAAGCAGCUCCUUGAAUAAGAUUCUUCGAUGUGGGAACGAAGAGGGAGUGAAGCCAUCCUGUAGGAAUGCGCGUUUGGGCCCGAAAGCGAUUGUUCUGGAUGAAAUAGUCAUGUCUUCUGAACAUGAGCUAGACGAGUUAAGGGUGGACACUGCUCUAAUAAAGGGACGUCACUAGUCUCCUAGUCUCUAAUAAAGGGACGUCACUAGUCUCUAAUAAAGGGGGUGUCACUACCGUCCCUAGCUCUUUUCCCAGUACUAGCCAAGGAUGUUCUGAGGAAUGUAAUUCCGUAGCCUCUGCUCUAAUACUAGAGGAACGUCACCUGAUGGCGGACGAGGGUCAUUAUUCUCAGCAGUUUUUUUCAACACGAGGCUACUCAAGUGGCGUGGGGCCACUAGGUCAACAUUAUGCACCGUCAUCAUCUUUAGCAAGUGGAGGAGGUGGAGCAGGAGUCGAUUACAGAAUCGUGCCGAUGGAGUAUGACGCGUUUUUUAUGACCGUAAUGCCAGGUUAUUCUGGCUGGGUGCGGAGUUUGGGCGGCCAGGCGUGGCAUCAGGAUGGACAUUAUGUUGGAAGUCUGAUAAUACAUACAUUUGCCUCCCUAGCUUCGACCCUACUAAUCAGAUGCGCCUAUUGUUAAGUAGGAGCAGUAAUUACAGAGUUGCAUUGAAAUCUGAAGUGAUCGUUUUUUUCGACGAUACUUUUGUAUCAUGUACGUAGUACAUGACCACUAUGAAAAUGGCUGUUCGUUGUUGUUCGACCUAAGUAAGUUUUAUGGUUUGAUAAUGACAUGGACAUGCUCUGGCUCAUCCUCGUGCAGGAGACCUUCACCUCUAAUCCCCAAAACUGGUCUUGGAUUAUCUCGAACCUGAACUGGACCUCAGCGAAAUUCAAAGCUCCGAUCCUCAACAAACCUCUGAUGCGUUUGGCUCCGCGACUCGUUGGUUACGUGUCCCAGAUCAAGAUGCAGACUUGUGGGCUUAUCUGCUGAAGAAGCCAUGGAAAUUGGAGCAAAAGUCAAGACCGAGCAGUGAGGUUGCAACAUCACAAGUCACUGCAGAAGAGCAUCGGUUGUUAGCCCAAAUUUUGAAAGGAGCGUCGGAGCAAGAACGGAGUGUGCUUGCGCGUUUGAUGAAAUAGCUCUAGUAUCGAUAAAGGUAGUACAUCUGAAGGCGCACUUGUUCUAGCGGACUCGGAUGCAGUACGAAAAUUUUUUUGUUUUAGACUGUUAUGCUUAUCGUUUGGUACUGGCACUAUGCUGUGCAUAAUCUUCUUUCCCCUCUUGGCAAUCUGCACGCACAGACUUAUUUUUCGAAAUUCCUUACAUCUGAGGAAAUACGAAUGAUACUACUCUUACAUCGGGGAAACAACUUAUAAUUCCUACAGUCUAGCAAGCUUUCUUGAAGGAACUGCAUAGAUUCACACUGUCUUUAACGUUUAUAGGGGAACUCUGAGUUAUUUCUGAGUUUUGAGUUGUGUUUACGUUUAUGAAGUGCUAAUUUCUGUAGAGAGAUAGGUGUGUUUACGAUUAAGCUUGUAUAUUUUCGUCAGUUUGCAUUUCCUGCUGAGUAUUGUAUGUGCUAUUUUCCAAUGAUAAAAAAUGAUUGGCCAGACCUUACCUUUGUAGGCACAGGGAACAGCGUAUGCAGCUUGUACUAUUCUAAGAGAGUGAGUAAGUAGGUAAAAUCGAAAUAACAGAUAAUCUUUCUGAUUGAUUUACUAAACAAAUGUUGUAGGCGGGAAACGACGGGGAAGGGUAGUGCCAGGCUGUAAGUAGUAUCGGAAUUCUCGCCGCUUCAGGGACUGCGUCCAACAGUUUCAAGUCUGGCAAGGCGCAUGCUCUUUGCAUGAACCACAUGAACGGCCCCAAUGCGGGUACGUGCUAACAGAUAUGGGGGACCCGUGCGCGCCGUUCGCGAGAUUCCUACAUAUGUAGCCAAAGAAGCAGAGGAGUGUCGAGUUAGAUUAGCUUUCAAUCGCGUGGGUGGAAGCAUUCACUCUGUUGAACCAUCACAGCGAGUCAGGGCCUAGGUCACGCACAUGAGAAUCCUGAUUCCCAACGAGAAUACCGUAGUACCAUCCUGAAUACUAUGCCGGAGAAAUCUGAGUACCGACCGC
Amoebophrya sp. A25 is the source of this 4828-nucleotide messenger RNA. The record is from the annotation of a GenBank genome assembly. Lineage: Eukaryota; Dinophyceae; Syndiniales; Amoebophryaceae.